Messenger RNA from Struthio camelus australis, 2353 nucleotides. The record is from RefSeq and is a predicted model, not a curated record. NCBI's taxonomy places the organism in Eukaryota, Metazoa, Chordata, Aves, Struthioniformes, Struthionidae.
AUGAGCUAUUUUAGAAAGCACAGACUUAAAAGGAGAUUCCUUUCGGGAUGCCUUUCCUUCCUUGUCGGAGAUUCCGACGUUUACCACUACGUCACGAAUGAAGAGAGUAACGACAGCAAUGAUGACACUGAAGAUGUGUCUCUCUUUGAUGCAGAUGAUGAAGUAUCCAGGAGAUCAAAAAAGUCAAAAAUAAGGCAUCCAGUGGCAUCAUUUUUCCACUUGUUCUUCCGAGUCAGUGCGAUAGUUGUCUAUCUGCUCUGCGAGCUCUUAACUAGCAGCUUCAUUGCCUGUAUGGUAACAAUUAUCCUCCUCUUGUCGUGUGACUUUUGGGCUGUAAAGAAUGUCACAGGGCGACUGAUGGUCGGCCUUCGCUGGUGGAACCAGGUGGAUGAUGAUGGUAGAAGUCAUUGGGUGUUUGAAGCCAGGAAGGUAUCAGCACAAGGGAACAAAGCCUCAUCAGAAGCAGAGUCUCGAAUUUUCUGGUUAGGUCUCAUCACUUGUCCUAUGAUCUGGGUGAUAUUUGCAUUCAGUGCUCUCUUUUCUUUCAAAGUGAAAUGGCUGGCAGUGGUUGUGAUGGGGGUGGUACUUCAGGGAGCCAACCUUUAUGGUUAUAUCAGGUGUAAAGUUGGCAGCAGAAAGAACUUGACAAGCAUGGCGACCAGCUAUCUUGGAAAGCAGUUCUUGCGGCAGACUGUGGCUAAAGAUGACCAAACAGCAUCUUGAGGAUGGCAGAAGACUUAAGCCAGACUGAAUUUACAGUAGUGAACUCGGAGAACGCUACUUUGACCACGAGAUUUGGGAGCUGCAUAAACAGUGUGUGAAUUAAAAGAAGUAAAUAAAUUCUGCAAGACUUCGGGUUAACACUCAUAGCAGCUUGCAUUCAAUUUUUCUCUAGCAGUUUGUGUUUCCAAGUUCUUUCUUUAGUUGGAUUUGAAUUAAUUUGCCUAAACUUUAAAUUAAUAGUCAUCCUAGUUGGCUCCCACGCAGGGUUUAUAAGUAGUGGAUGAAUUAAGACAGAAAUGCUGAGCGUCCUUCAGAAAAGCCGUGCACGAGCUGAGCCUUCUGUUACCUGAGAACCUCCAGCAGUUGGUACCUCAAAUAGUUUCAGCUGUGCAGUUACCUGUAGUUUGUUCUUGGAGGCAAUUGCUACUUCUAUUACAAUGUUCUGACCCCUCUUCCUUGGAUCUCUAUCUUUCUCUCAUUCUGUGAUUUGGGUGACACUGAGCUUGUUGAGGUGGGGCCUCUGAAUUUCAAGGAAAUGCUGCUGUUGGCUGUAGUAGGAGGAUUGCUGAGGUCUAGUGGAAAAACUGCAAAAGUGUUUUCUGUGCAGCUCUGGUCUUUUAUCCAAAGUAUUUUUGGAGGUCUUAGUAACAUCUCACCAAGACCGUGAUUAAACCCUUGGACGUUAUGUAAAACACCUCUUUUCUCUUAGGCCUGUGAAUGGAGACUACAGUGAGAGUGAAACCAGGUUAUGAGGAAAAUUGCACAUACAAGUUCAGAGGCAGAGUGAUUCUGUGAGCGGUUGCUGUCUGACUAACGCUGUGAAGAUGAUGCCAUCUGGCAUCGUAUUGAGGCUGUAUAAUAAUAAUGCAGUUGGUGCCCAAGUACUUAUUUCCAAGUUUGCCAUGAAGGUGUGGUGUAGUGUUAUCUGUCGUGUCCUCUGCCAGGUCCUCAGCACAGGAUAGCAGGGAACGUGGCUGACAGGGUCUCAAUACACUGCAUUACACAUGCAGAGAAUUUAGUUGGGCUCACUGGCUCUUAAAGUGCAGUUGAUUUGGGGUUAACCAUUUAAACCAGAGUUGAAUCAGAACGCAAGGCCUUUACUUGUCACUGUUAAGUGAGCAGGGGAAUGUUUUAGAUAACCCACUUAGGAAGUUAUCUAAAAACCUGGCAUUAGCAUGUUGACUUUGCAAGAAGUUUACAUUUCUUGAAUCCAUGCAAUAUGCUUUCCUCAAGCUGUGCUCUCCAAGCAGUCUUUGGGCUGGGAAAGUGUCUUUCGUACGAUCAUGAAAUUUGAGGUUACAAUGUUCAUGUAGCUGCAAGAAAGUGAUGCGUUUUGUGUGAAAAACUGUUAUGAAAGGGGUCGGUUCCUUCUUGUCGUGUAGUUCUGUUUAAGGCAGAUUAUGCUUUUACAUCGGGGGAGAUUAUAAACUUCUGAUGAGGUGUUUUAAAUUAAGAAAGUGGUUUCUUUUUGAAUAAUGGAUAUUGUAAAUUGUGGGACCGUAUUAAUGAUAUUUUUCUCCCUGUAAUGUAGCAAUACUUGGGAGCUGUACAUUUGUUUAACUCUUUGGAUUGAUACCUUCUUUUUGUAAAUAUAUAUUUAUAAAUGAAAUUAAAGUAAGGCUUUGUUUAA